GUCUCCUCCCCCGCUUCCAGAAGCGUCCAGCCGUCCGCGUCCGGGGCCGUUGCGCCCAUGGGUCUGACACAGUGGGUGUUUCUGUUUCAGAAAACGCGACGCACCCACCGCAUCUUCUCUCAUUUUCUCAUCUAUUUUCCAGCCGCGGAGACCUCGCAUGGUCGUCUCCCCCGAUCCCGCUCUCCAUCGCCGCCGCUAACGCCAUGUCCUCCGCCGGAGCCCCGGGCGCCGCCGCCCCCCUGCAGCGGUACUUCUGCCACCAGUGCGACCGGACGGUCACCCUUACCGUCUCCCCCGGCGCCGAGAUCGCUUGUCCCAUCUGCCAUGGGGGCUUCGUCGAGGAGCUCGACUUCCCGGACUCCAACCCUAACCCUAGCUCUCGUCCCUUCUCCACCUUCCAAUCCUCCGACCCCUUCUUCUUUUCCCCCUCCGCCUUCCCCUUCCUUUUCCCCCCCACCUCCCCCUCCGCCAGCUUCGACCUCCGCAACCCCAGCGACCUCGUCGGCCUCUUCGGCCCCGACUCCUUCCCUUCCGCUGCCCCCGGCAGCGGCCCAGGCGGCGGCCCGGAGCCCUUCAAUCCGUUGGUCUUCCUCCAGAACCACAUCCAGCAACUCCUUUCCGGCGGCGCUAAUAUCCAGGUCGUCCUCGAGGGCGGCCCCGGCCUCGGUGGCAGCCUUGGAGACUACUUCAUCGGCCCCGGCCUCGAGCAGCUUAUCCAGCAGCUUGCCGAGAACGACCCCAAUCGCUACGGCACCCCGCCGGCGGCCAAGUCCGCCAUCUCCUCCCUGCCGGACAUCAAAAUCACCGAGGAACUCCUCGCCUCCGACGAGGCCCAGUGCGCGGUGUGCAAGGAUACGUUCGAGAUCGGCGUGGAGGCGAAGCAGAUGCCGUGCAAGCACAUCUAUCACAAGGACUGCAUCCUGCCGUGGCUUGAGCUUCACAACUCUUGCCCCGUGUGCCGGUACGAGCUGCUGACGGACGAUCCGGACUAUGAGAACAAGAGAGGGGCUGCGGCUGAGGGGGCAAGGCCGGCAGGGGCUGGGGAUCCUGGUGGCGCCGGUGGGUCGGCGGCUGGGGCAUCGGGGGAUGGAAACACUCUGAGUCCGAGGACGGUUGAGAGGAGGUUUAGGAUCUCGCUGCCUUGGCCACUGAGGGGUUUUGGGUCGCAAGCUGAGGCUAGCAAUACUGGGGGUGGUGGUGGGAACGACGGUGGUAGCUCUGGUGGAACUGCUGCAAAUUCUUCUGGCGGUGGGAACACUGGGUCGGAGACCCGGCAAGAUGAUUUGGAUUGAGCAUAGUUGUAGGAUGAACUCUUGGAAGUCCAAUUACCAGGGUACAGAGCUUAAAGUUCACUGCAUCAAAGUUAUACAUGUUCGAAAUAAAGUCAAGAAUGUUCAGAAUAAUUUCUUUGUUCAUGCAGCUUUUUUUUUUACCUUGGUGGUGGUGGUGUUGCGAGAGACUGGGGGUUGAUUUUAUACCUGUAUCCAUGACCCAGUUGGGAGUCACCAAAUCUGAAUCCAAGAGAACCCUAUCUGAAACAGGAAUUCUAUUGAGGCUAAUUUUGAUAUUUAAUCAGUUCGUCGUGAUAGCACAUCUGUAAUGUUUCCAUUUUUGUAACCUCUCAUCAAUAGUGCAGUUUAUUCUCAAUGAUCUGCAUUAUGUAAAUGUGCCUAUUUUCUUCUGAA
This is a messenger RNA of Phoenix dactylifera (date palm), 1685 nucleotides long. RefSeq names its product E3 ubiquitin-protein ligase RING1. Lineage: Eukaryota; Viridiplantae; Streptophyta; Magnoliopsida; Arecales; Arecaceae. Gene Ontology annotation, molecular function: ubiquitin protein ligase activity. The record is from RefSeq and is a predicted model, not a curated record. Gene Ontology annotation, biological process: protein ubiquitination. Gene Ontology annotation, cellular component: cytoplasm.